This is a messenger RNA of Venturia canescens, 3713 nucleotides long. Its product is annotated as glycerophosphocholine phosphodiesterase GPCPD1-like. Gene Ontology annotation, biological process: glycerophospholipid catabolic process. The record is from RefSeq and is a predicted model, not a curated record. The transcript has 15 exons. Bases 605 to 3106 code for a protein of 833 amino acids. Gene Ontology annotation, molecular function: starch binding; glycerophosphocholine phosphodiesterase activity. NCBI's taxonomy places the organism in Eukaryota, Metazoa, Arthropoda, Insecta, Hymenoptera, Ichneumonidae.
CCAGUACGUUCUCGGCGUUGCGCAAAAAACGUCGGCGAAAUAAAAACAUUGCCUCGCGCGAUAACUCGCGUAGUGUCAAGUUUAUUUUUCCUCCGGAGUGGUCAGUCUCCCAACUCUUGCAAACAGUGUGUUUACGAUUUGUGUACAUUUAUCCGUUCCGUUAACCAUACUAAUUUUACUUGGCUUUCGUCUUUUUUUCAAAAAAUAUAUUCACAAUUUCUUCGAAAAACGUGUCGAGUUUCCGUACCGACUAUCAGCAACAAGUGUGCCGUUUAUUUUUCAUCUGUGCCGGAUUCGUGGAAAGUGAAAAAUUGUAGAAAUUUUCAUGCGUAUACUUUUAAACGAGUAGUCUGCCGAGCGGGUUUACCAAUGAUUUAUCAUUAUUUUUCAACCGCCGCUGCGCAAAGCGCUGCUUACGGAUAACGCUUUUGUUUAUGUACCAGUCCCGGAACGACGGGUUCGUGUUUAAUAUUUUUUCGUGCCUCACGAGUCUGCAUCUCAAAUGAACCGAUAAAAGAAGACUAAAACCAAGCAGGAUCUAACAGUAUUGGAGGAGCCAAUCCACAAAAUUUUAAUCGGUGUGGCUCCUGAACAAAACUACAGAAUGAAGGGUACCAAGAGAGAAUGGUUAUUUAGAGUUCAGGUUCCGGGCUUAGAUAAAAAUGAUUGCGUCUACGUGGUGGGUAAUAUCCCAGAACUGGGUGCCUGGAAUCAUAACCAGGCGAUACAGUUACCUCAAGAACGUCAGAAUCCUACCUCAAAGUUGUUCGAUGGGAAUAAUUGUGGAGAUGUGUUAUUCAACGAUGAUGGACAAGACGCAGCUUCCGAUGGACUCCUUGAAGAAGAAACUGAAGGGGGACGAAUUUUCUCACGAACGAUAUCCUUGCCAAUUGACGUUGACGUCACAUUUCGAUAUUUCAUUGCCGUCGUUUGUGAGUCAAACGGUACAAAAAAUUCAGCCAAAACUCUAAUCAUUCGUAAAUGGGAGACUCACAUGACACCUCGACUCAUAAAGAAAAACACAACAAGUAAUCUUUCGGAAUCGAUUCCUGAUCCCGAACGGUUUGGAUACCACAACGGCUACUGCAAAGUUGAAAGAGGCUGGUUAACGGAUGAGACCGUUAUUCAAUUUAAACUGUUCAACAGUCCCAUCAAAAUCUGGAAAAAUCGAUUACAGAAUCGGGAUCUUUUCAUCAAAAUGACUCCGGUAAAUCUAGUCAGGCAUAAUUCUAUGGAAAUGCCACAAUUUGGGGGUGAAUGCGUUGAUGAUAGUCUGUCGAUGGAUACUCAAGAUAUCGUUGAACAGACUCCCUUCAAUAUUACCGAAAUUGCUGUCAUGAACGACGAAGAGGCUACCUUCAAAUAUCAAGAACAAUUUGGCCGUGCCUAUCAAGAGGAUGAGUUUGUUGUCUUCAACGUUGCCGUGCGUUACCCAGACACGAUCGCUUAUCUCGUGGACUUUUACGUCUACAGUUCGAGAAGCUUCCCUGGCGAAUCGCCCCCGAAUCACAUUGGAUUCAGCUACAUCUUGCCCAGCACUCUGCAAUCUAGCGUCGGACUUUUGACAGUGCCAAUAACGAGCACAAAACAUAGACCGAUAGGCCAACUAACUGUCGAAUACAUUACUAUAAAACCCAUACCGGAUUAUCCAUGGGACAUGAGCAUCUCGUACGCAAAACAUUGGGAAGCAAGAUGGUCAGGUUUGGACGUAGGUCAUCGAGGGCUCGGUACUUCAUUCAAGUUCGAAAUGAAAAACUGUGCCAACGUUCGAGAAAACACGAUAGCUUCGCUGAAAACAGCUUCUCAUCACGGUGCAGACAUGGUCGAAUUUGACGUGCAACUUUCUAAAGACAUGAUACCAGUUAUUUAUCACGACUUUCACGUCUCAAUUUCCCUCAAAAGGAAGAAGCAAAUUGACGCUAUGGAUAUGCUUGAAAUACCGGUUAAGGAUCUCACCCUGGAACAAUUACAUUUGCUCAAAGAUUUUUGUUACCCCGAGGACUCAGUGGGUAAGGUGCUGUAUUACAUUGAUAAAGAUGAACAGAGGGGUAAACUAUCGGUUUAUCAUUUGGCCGAGGCCAAAGAAAAAAAUCCAAGGUUUUUCGACGAAGAUUUGGAGGAUCACCAACCUUUCCCUACUUUGCAAACCGUUCUACAAGAACUCGAUACUCAUGUCGGAUGCAAUAUUGAAAUAAAGUGGAACAUGCAACUAAAAGACGGGACCUUCGAACUCAAUCAUCCCUUCGAUCUCAAUACGUAUCUCGAUAUAAUUCUUAAAGUAACCCUGGAAUAUGGUGGAGAUAGAAAAAUUGUAUUUUCGUCAUUCAAUCCGGACAUUUGUAUAAUGAUCCGUCUGAAGCAGAACAAAUAUCCAGUGGUAUUUUUGACGCAAGGCGUUACGGCGAAGUAUCCAACGUACCACGAUCCCCGAUGUCAAACGAUACCGAUGGCAAUGAAACACGCAAUUGCCGCUGAUAUAUUAGGUAUCAAUGUUCAUACCGAGGACAUCCUUAGAGAUCCCUCUCAAGUAAAAAUCGUCAGAGACGCGGGUCUCAUUAUAUUCUGUUGGGGCGAUGAUAAUAACGACAAAGCAACGAUUCAGCAUCUUAAAAAACUGGGUCUGCAUGCCGUUAUUUAUGAUAAAAUCGAUGAAUACAACGCCAAGGAAGUGAAGGAGAGUAUAUUCCUCGUUGACGCUCGGGAAAGCCAAAAGGCACUAAUAGCUUUAGCUCACAGUAAUCAAACAUGCGGACCGCCUCAACCGGCAAUGCCAGAUCCAAUAACCACGGAAAAAGAGUACUAUUUGGAUUUGGAGCAAUCGAGAAAUCUAAUGACGACUUCAACCGCCACGUCGUUGGCGUCACUCUCGAAAAAUAGCGUCGGAGGUGACAGCGUUUUCCCAAUGCCAACAGAAAAAAUGGUGUGUCACCUGCAAGCUCAGCAGCAAGAAAUGGAAAUUGGUGAUUUAGCGAAAAAUUUCAGCAGCUGCGCCAACAACUUGGGCCAUACGAUUCCGCAUGUAAAUUCAACAGCUCCGAAGAACUCACAACCAUCAUCGUUCCCGGAAUUAUGUACCGACGACGAAUCUGCUAAAGAUUGCCUUUGAUGCUUCCCUUUUUGUAAUAUUUUCUCGUCGUCCUCAAAGAGUGACGUUUAAGUGCUACCGGUUUUAAUUUUCCUUGACAAAACGCGAUUCAAAUUCAAGAUUGUACGAAAAGCAGAAGGUAGCAUUGAUUCCUCGAAAAAUUUUUUCCCUCACAUAUUUAUAACACUGAACUUAAAAAGUGCAAAUUUUUUCCACCUUCGAUACGCUCUUAGGCAAAAUUAUUCUGCGAAUAAUAUUUUUUCGGAAAUGUACCUAAUAAUAUGUGCACAUGUUCAUGUGUACAUAUAAAUACAAAUUUUCUUUUCUAGUACUCGUAGAGAAUGAACUUUAAUCCCUUAUUAGAAAAGUCUGUCGAGUAACUUAUUUUUAUUUCUUUCGCAGUCCAAAAAGUUGUAUUAUUUUAAAAACGUUUAAUAUCGUGAAUUCAACAAAAAUGGAAUAUAAUCGUGUAUACUAUAUUUUUCUAACGAGCACCAUAUUGUAAUAUUCCAGUACGUUACUGAACUUUGACAAGUGCAAGGAAUGUUUGUAAUCAUCAAAGUUUACGAUCUACUCAUUUAUUAGGAUGUGGGUAUUUUUUUCUUUUCAAUAUAUGAAUGCAAUCUGA